Messenger RNA from Conger conger (European conger), 5030 nucleotides. RefSeq names its product pyridoxal-dependent decarboxylase domain containing 1 (gene pdxdc1). Gene Ontology annotation, biological process: carboxylic acid metabolic process. Lineage: Eukaryota; Metazoa; Chordata; Actinopteri; Anguilliformes; Congridae. Gene Ontology annotation, molecular function: carbon-carbon lyase activity; pyridoxal phosphate binding. The transcript has 24 exons. Bases 156 to 2576 code for a protein of 806 amino acids. The record is from RefSeq and is a predicted model, not a curated record. Gene Ontology annotation, cellular component: intracellular membrane-bounded organelle.
ACCGGCUUUCCAGGAAGUAAAUUGAGAUAGCUAGUGGUUCGGCAAGUACAUAAUCAGUGAAAUUCAUGAACUGGUGGACACGGUCGCAUACAUAAUACUACUCAAUUAUUACUAUAAAGGGGACCCAAACGGGAUAGUCCUGACCUCCCGACAUCAUGGAAGAAACCUAUCAGAUGAUUGUUGACCCCAUGCUUGCUGAAAUGGGUAAGAAUUUGAAUGAGGCCAUGAAAAUUCUUGAGGAUGGUCAAAGGGAGGUUGAGGAGAAACGGAGGUACAGCCGAAGGGACAUUCCAGGGCCGCUGCAAGGAGGUGGUCAGGAUGUGGCCAACAUUUUGCAGUUGGUCCAAAACCUCAUGCAUGGAGACGAGGAGGAGGAAAAUCAGGGUCAUCGCAGGAUGCAGAAUGUUGGGGAGCAGGGUCACAUGGCCCUGCUGGGGCACAGCCUGGCGGCCUACAUCUCCGUCCUGGACCGGGAGCGAUUGAGGAAGCUGACCACCCGUAUCCUGUCAGACACCACACUCUGGCUCUGCCGGCUGUUCAGGUAUGAAAAUGGCUCCGCGUAUUACCACGAGGACGACCGGGAAGGGCUCAUAAAAGUGUGCCGUCUCGUCGUUCACUCCCGCUUCGAGGACUACAACACGGAGGGCUUCACAGUACUCAACAACAAACAGCCUGUGGUCUACCAGAGCGCGGCAUGCCGGCCAGGGCUGGGACAGCACCUCUGCAGCCAGCUGGGUCUGCCCCUGUCCAGCCUCUGCACAGUACCCUGCAACACUAUGUUUGGAUCACAGCAUCAAAUGGAUGUUGCCUUGUUGGACAGACUUAUCAAAGAUGAUAUUGAUUCUGGGAAGCUUCCAUUGCUGUUGAUCGCAAAUGCAGGAACACCAGGUGCAGGACACACUGACAAACUGGGCCGUCUGAAGGAGCUGUGUGAACAGCACAGCAUGUGGCUCCAUGUGGAAGGGGUCAACCUGGCGACACUGGCUCUGGGCUAUGCAACAUCCACGUCAUCAGUGAUGGCCGCCACCAAAUGUGACAGCAUGACCCUGACCCUGGGCCCCUGGCUGGGGCUUCCUGCCGUGCCUGCCGUCACACUGUACCGCCACGAGGACCCGGCCCUGUCUCUGGCUGCAGGCCUGACGUCCAGCCAGCCAGUGGAGAAGCUACGUGCUCUGCCGCUCUGGCUGUCCCUGCAGUACCUGGGGCAUGAUGGGAUCGUGGAGAGGAUAAAGCACGCCUCCCAGCUGAGUCAGAGACUCCUGGACCAUUUGAAGAAGCUGACCUCUAUAAAAACAUCAGAUGACCUUGACAUGCAGAUGUCUCUUCUCGAGGCUUUGACCAUGGUGGAGGAUGAGAUUAACUCUCCAGUGGUGGUAUUCAGGUUCUCGCAGGAGACGAGUGAAGCAUCAAGCAGCGAUGGAUACUGUGGAGGUGACCGAGAGGUGCAAGAUUCCCUCAACAGAUGGCUGGGUGAGCAGUUGGUGCGUUUGGUGCCGGCCUGUGGGGUAGAUGUGGUGGAGCUGGAGGAUGAAGGCACCUGUGUUCGGUUCAACCCCCUCAUGACUGCUGCAGUGCAAGGCACUCAGGAGAGCGACGUGGACACCCUGGUGGAGAAGUUGAGUGAGAUGGUGCCUCUUCUCAGCAGCACACUGCGCCUCAGACAGGACUUCAGGGAGGAGAUAUACCGCCACUCAGGCCUCAAUUACAUCGAGGACCUCAGCUGGCCAGGGCUGGGCAUCAUCAGGUACGAGCCCAUCCGGGAUGAGCUUGAUGACAGCAAAAACCAGCUGGAGGUGGAGACGGUCAACUGUAAUCUGCUGAAGAAACUGCAGGAGCUGGAAACGGACUUGACUUUCUCCACUGGACCUGAGUUUGGGCAGGAAAAAAACUGUAUAUUCAUUGGCAUGGCAACGGAGGACCUUGAUGUGGCAGAGCUGACAGAUACCAUUGCAACAAUGGGGCGAGAGAUUGAGGAAAGUGGCAAGCUAUUGGAGAACAUGACAGAGGUGGUGCGGAAGGGUAUCUUGGAGGCUGAAUUGCAGCUCCAGAAAGCCAAUGAGGAAAGGCUUAUGGAAGAGGGUGUGCUGCGUCAGAUCCCCUUGGUGGGCUCUGUACUUAACUGGUUCUCUCCAGUCGAGAGUACUGUUAAAGGCAGGACCUUCAGUCUGGCUGCAGGCUCUUUGGACUCUACAGAGCAAACCUACUCCAUGAAGGCACAGGCUGUCAGAGGGACCCCUCCCACCACCCCCAAUGCAUCCAAGCGACUGCCAGGUCAGAAGUUGUUCCGGCGCCCUGGAACAGGUUCUGACAUGCUCAGUGAGACCAGCUCUGUUGGCCAUCCAGAGGAGGAGGAGAGGGAGUCGGUCCAGUCUCCAGCCCCAGAAGGCGCGCCCGAGCCCGUCCCAGAACCCGUCCCAGAACCCGUUCCAGAACCCGUCCCAGAGCCCAUCCUGGAGCCCUCAGAGGACCCAGACACAAGCCCUGAGGUCACACAGCCAGCGCCGGAGGAGCAGAUCGAGGAGAGACAGCCAGAGCUGGAGGCUCCAGAGACACAACAGGAAGUGUCCAUCAGAUAGGGGAACCCACAGGUGCAAGGCCAGGGCUGGGACGCCAGGAUGGGGUGGAACUCACACAGAUGUAGGGCCAGCAAAAGGCUCCAUUUUCUCACAAACUAGGCAGCAAGGAGAGAUGAGAAUUAAGCAGCUUAUAUGCAAGUAAUUGAUUAAAAUUGUGAUUUAAGUUUCAUAUCUGUAAAUAUGUAGUUUAAAACCAUCAUAGUUUAGGCUUGAUCACUGAGUGUAUGGUUAAACUACAUGAGGCUAAGGGUGAAAUGCACAUUUAUGGAUCAAGUCAGAUUCCUUUAAUAAGGAAAAUCACGAUCUUGAUCAGCUUCUAAGACCCUCUGGUGAGCACUAUGUUUCCGUAGUUAUGGAGUAAUUCACAAUAGCCGAGGGAAGAGAUGCACUGUUUUUGGUUCAUUUUCCAGGGUAGCAAAAGUGUGGCCAGUGACAGGAAGGGGCUCUGCUAGGAUCUUUGGGAAGUGAUGAGGGGUCAGUCAAUUUAUGGAACUAAGAAAAACAAGAGAAUUUCUGACUUAUUGCUGCUUGCUUCCACUGCCCUAACACUGUUUGCAGGCUUUGUUUAUAUAGCAUAUGAUCAGGAUAAUUUGCUUCAGGACAUUUGAUCCUGCUUUGAAGCUUUCCGUCCAUAUUCAAACAAAUUACAACCAAUUCACAGUGUUUCAAUGGAUUCACAUAUACAGUGAGCAGGAUUACCUUUUUAAGGAAGGUAUCACUAUCCAAAGAUGCACAAAGCCAACAGUGAGGUGAACAGAAGUAACCAAAUAGCAGAAACCAAACACACUUACCAGAGCAAAUACAAAAAGAUGUACUGCUCAUUUGCUUCAUUUUAUUUUUAAUGAGCAAAUUCUAUAGUACAUUAAAAUCACAAGCGUUUAUUAAUAAAUAAUUAAUAUACUGUGUAUUUUCCACUGCUAAUGUCAGAUAUUCCUGCCACUGUGUACAUAAAUCCUAAUUAUUCCUGGCCACCUUUCCCUAUAUUCUACAAAAUAUGAUCAUUCUUAGAAUGUAGUCCUAAUCUGUAACAUCCAUCUUAAACCACAUUUGAGUAGUCCAGUUGCAUUCCAACAAUACUGAGCUGCAUUACAUGUGGCUGUAGGAACAAGCAACAUCUGAAUUGUUAGGUAUCCAUAAAAAUGUUGAAUCAGAUAUUUAUUUUCAAAUCUUGUCAAAUUGAAGUCCUCUUAAGUAAAAAGUUUAUUGUCAGACACUGUGCCUGCAAUGAGAGGGCAAUUAUUGGGUGAGUUUUUUUCGCUGUGUGUAAACUGCUAGCUAUAUGGAUUGAAGCAGCUUGAUUUUAUGGAAACUUGAGCCUUAUUGCACUAGGUGUGUUCUUUUUUUUUUUUUUACUCUGUACAAAAUCAGUAACUUUAUUUAAUCACAAUGGCAGCAUUUUUUCCUGAGAAAGAUUAUUAUUUAUUAGUGAUGAAUUUAUUUAUGCUCAUCUUGAUUCGAAAAUGUCCAUGUGGUACAUAAUUCAAAAAGUAACUCAUUAUGGGAAAAAAAAUGGGACAUUCCAAAUGUGACUUGCGUUGAGUUCUCUCAUUGUCUUUUCAAAAUGUCCGCUCAUUGAACAUGUAAUAAGUAUGAAAUGAGAAUGUACUCAACUGUGUCCCUUUAUCUCUCCUUUUUCUUUUUGUCUGGAUCCAGAAUGUUUGCCUCAUGACCAUGUCUUUGACCUCUGUGGAGCUUUUAUAACUCUGGAGUUACUGGAAUAACGACUGCUACAGAAAUAACCAUAGUCCAAAAUCAAAAAAGUUUAUGGUCUCUCAUACCUGUAUAUAUUACAUCUUUAACUGCAGUACUCUGCCUUUCAAACGGUUCUUGUCUGGGGAGACAUCUUGGUAGGGCCUUGGCCUGAGGUGGAUGCUUUCUUUGCAUCUUUGUAGACCUUUUUCUGCCCUGACCCAUCGAUCCAGUACUCUUGCAUUGCGGAGAGCAUUUAUAUCUACUUUUCUAUAGUUGCUAGCCUACUGACAGUACAGUCAUUUUGUUUUAUGUUCCAAUACACACAACUUCAUAGCAAUAUCUGCUCUCUGCAUAUUGAAACAUAAGACAGAUUUACAGUACAUGGAAUGUGAUCGGGUUUCCAUUUAUUUUCUUUAACAUAUUUGUUAUUUCGGAUUCCUUUAGGGAAGUGCAAUUUUUAAGUGCUUUCAGAUCUUGAUGGUCUUCCGUUUUAUAUAUUUUAUUCUUUUGGUGCAAUGAAGAUACCUUAUUUAGAUAGAACAUACCUUGCCGAUUUUAAUAUAUAUUGUGAGAACAUUUUAUUCAUCUUGAUAUUUUACUUAACAGCAUUUUGCUUGUUUAAAUAAUCUUAUAAUUGUUGUACUUUUGUUUAUAAAUUUGUCUUUUUUUUUUUUUCCCCCAAAGCUCAUUAAGAACCAGUGUCCUUGAAAUUGUAAUGCUGGAAUCCAGUUAACUUGAUUAAAAACUGCAGCUUAAAUUGUA